Molecule: messenger RNA, 1674 nt
Organism: Laetiporus sulphureus 93-53
Lineage: Eukaryota; Fungi; Basidiomycota; Agaricomycetes; Polyporales; Laetiporaceae
Exons: 4
Coding region: 93-1505 (470 amino acids)
Biological process (GO): protein localization to phagophore assembly site; protein lipidation; nucleophagy
Cellular component (GO): phagophore assembly site membrane; cytosol; extrinsic component of membrane
Molecular function (GO): protein binding; phosphatidylinositol-3-phosphate binding; phosphatidylinositol-3,5-bisphosphate binding
Source: RefSeq, a predicted model, not a curated record
GUCGACAACAGCCUGUUAUCCUGAGGCGCAUGGCGCCUCCUUGACUGGAGCCGUCACAGAGGCCUCCGCUUCUGCCCUUCUACCACCUCCUCAUGAAUCUUGCUCGUCACUCUAUCAGCUCUACAGCACCAGUCCUAAUCUUUGAUGCCCGAUUCGACGCAGACUGUCACAUCUUCACCGCUUCGACUCAAGCAGGCUUCGCGGUCUAUCGCACAUGGCCUCUGCAGUUGCUCCGGAAACGAGAGAUCACAGGGGGUACUCUUGCUGCUGUAGUCCCACUCCAUGAAUCAUCCCUUCUCUUCCUCCUCGGAGGAGGUCGCAGCCCGCGGUAUCCACCGAACAAGGUCAUCCUCUGGGACGAUAGCCUCGGGCAGGAGGUUGCUGAGCUUGAGUUCGCAGAACGCGUGCGAGGGCUGGCAUGCAGGCGAGGCUGGUUGGUGGUCGCACUGCGCAGGCGCAUCGUCGUCUUCCAACUGGGAGAGAAAGUUGCCAGGUUUGGGGAAUGGGAGACGUAUGACAAUCCAAGAGGUCUGCUCGCUAUCGCCACUGCUAUGCACUCGACGCUACUGGCCGUACCUGGUCGGCAAUUAGGACAUGUGCAACUUAUCCACCUGCCUCCGUGUCCUCCUUCUGUACCAUUAGGUCCACCGUCCUCAGCGCACCCAGCAUCACCCGCGCCGUCAGCCAGAAAACACCCAGUAUCCAUCAUUGUAGCGCACGAUUCUGCGCUUAGCACGAUAUCCGUAGCACCAUCCGGCCAUCUACUGGCUACUACAUCCGCUAGAGGCACUCUAAUUCGCAUAUGGGACCCUGAAUCCGGACACCAAGUUAGGGAAUUCCGAAGAGGUACCGACAGGGCCGAGAUAUAUGGUGUCGCGUUCCGGCCUGAUGAGAAAGAAGUAUGCGCCUGGAGCGAUAAGGGGACAAUCCAUGUAUUCUCCUUACGCGGAGGUUCCGCAUCUUCGAAUCGACAAUCCACUCUCGCACCGUUGAAGCCUUUCUUGCCACUCCCUAAUUAUUUCCAGUCCGAGUGGUCGUAUGCACAAUAUCGGAUACCAUCACAGUCUGCACAUAUAUCAUUAUCUGCGCCGCCUUCGCGGCCGCCUACAGCGGAUGUCGUCGAUGAGGAGAGAUGCGUCGUUGGGUGGAUACAAGCACCAUCAGACAGACAGGAAGACACGGAUCAAGCACCUCUAAUGGAGCACCAGCUCAUUGCACUGACAUAUACCGGAGGUUGGUAUCGCCUCGCUUUACCUAGUUCCUCCGCCUCUUCUGCGAGAAUUCCACCCUUUACAAGUGGUUCUGGCGCUGGAGCACCAAUCUCGGCGUCGACACCCAGCGUCAAGGCAUUAUCUAUGGAUCAUCCACGAUCGUCCAGUGGCUCAUCUUUUGUAGGCCGGUUGGACAAAGGUAAAGACCGCGAACGGAAUAAAGAAGGCAAGGAGAGUCGUGAAUGUGUGCUGCGGGAAUUUAGGCGGUUUGGACGUUGGGAUGGGUGGGGAUAGAGCUCACGACACUGGGACUACAUUGGCCAAUAUGAUUCCGGCUAUCGCGCAUUACACUACUUCCCUUCAUCUCUCAUAUCCUCAUGCACUUGUAAUUCUACCAUCGUCUCCACCAUUUGUACUUAUGUUGUAUACGUAUGCGUUAAUCUCAACGGGCUUAUGGUUUGGA